Molecule: messenger RNA, 2001 nt
Organism: Anas platyrhynchos (mallard)
Lineage: Eukaryota; Metazoa; Chordata; Aves; Anseriformes; Anatidae
Source: RefSeq, a predicted model, not a curated record
GAAUUCACAUCUCUUCCCUCCAUGGAAACCACAGAGAGCGUGAUGGCUUUUGAUGAAAAGCAGCCUGUUUCUUCAAGAUCUGAAACAUCUGGCAUCCAAGAAAUGCUGUCAGCUGUACCUGCUUUCACAACAUCGGUCCUGGAGUCAACCUCUUUUCCUCCUCUGGAAACCACAAGAACAAUGAUGGCUACUCAGAGACCAAAGGUGAAGCCUUCUCCUCCUUCCAUUGCAAUCCAAGGGACAGUGGAGGCGACCCAGAGACGGGCUCCGGAAUCCACCUCGUCUGCUUCACCGGAAACCACGAGGACUGUGAUGGCUACCCGGCGACCAAGGCUGAAAUCUACCUCUUCUUCCCCCCUGGCGACCCAGCAAACAGUGACGGCUUUCAAUGAUAUUCAACCUGUUCUUUCAAGCCCUGUGACACCUAGUAAGCCUGAAAUAGCAGAUACCGAAUCAGCAACAAUUGAAUCCAUUCUGGAAUCUUUUACACCUAAAACUUAUCAUCCUUUCCAAUGGCCAAGGGUAACAUUAGCUCCAAAAGAAAUACCACUUACUCCUCCUAAACCGAAACCAUCUGCUACCCCGGAAGUACAUCAUGUGAAACCUGCCCCUAAACCACCACUUUUGGAGCCUAAAACUUCUAAGACUGUUGAACAACCAAAAGCUACAAGAGCUCCCAAAGAAGGAAAACUCAAACCUUCUACAUCUAAACCUAGACCAUCUGCCAGACCCAAAAAGCCACGAACUAAACCUGCAGCAGCCAUUCCGGUGUCAGUCACUACUAGGAAACCCUACACAUAUGAACAUCCAAAGACUGCAGAGGUCUGGGAACCUAUUACACUUAGAGUUGAACCACCAAGGUCAACAGUAGCUCCAAAGGAGAUUCCACAUAUUCCUUCUAAACCUAAAACUUCACCCAAACUUCCUAUCCCACACGCUAAAGAUGUCCUGGAGUCUAUAACACUUAGAACUGCUCGACCAAAACCAACAAUAGUUCCAAAAGAAACACACCGUAUUCCCUCCAAACCUAGAACAUCACCAAGCUCAGAAGUACCACAAACCAAGCCUGUUCUGGAACCAAUUACAUUUAGGACUGAGAAACCAAAGUCAACAGCAGCUCCUAGAGAGACGCGUCAUGGGCCUUCAAAACCUAAAACAUCACCCAGUCCCCGUGUUCCUCCAACCAGAGCAAGUCCAAAAGAAAGUCGACGAGUCACUUUCAAGCCCAGAACAUCACCAAGUCCAGAUGUGCCAUACACAAAACCUGCUCCUAAAGAACCACAACAUGUACCUUUUAAACCUAAACCAGCUCCCAUUCCAGAUGUUCCACCCGGCAAGCCUGGAAUCUUUCCAUCCUUCCAUGAACCAGUUACUGCUAUGAUUCCUCAUGUUCCUGAAAGAACAAAGGCAACACCGGCUCCAAGUGAAAAACAAUUCAUUCAUACCAAACCAAAAAAACCUGAAAAACCAAGAGUGCCACACACCAAACCUGCAAUACAUCAAACAACCCCACAACCACUUAUUACAAAAUCUUCUACUACCACUGAGCAGUCAAGGGCAACAAUGGCUCCAAAAGAAACACUGCUCGUUCCUUCCAAACCCAAAACAUCUGUUGAGCCAGAAAUACCACAGACUAAACCUGCUCCAAGGACAACACACCUGGGAUCAAUUAACCUCAUAACAGUUCAUGUUGUUGAUGGGUCCAAAAUGACUUUGGUUCCCAAUGAAACAUACCAGAUUUCACCCAAACCUAAAACGGCUCUUGUAACUGAAAUUCCACGGUUACAUACAGCGGCAUAUAAAACACGUCUCACUUCUGCAAGACCAAAACCAUCUGAUAAAUCACAGACCAGACCUGCUCUUAGUAAAACUACACUAGCACCAGCUAGAACAAAAUCACCUGGCUUGCCAAAGUGGAUUGUGCCAACAACAGGUAGAGCUGUUUUUUUGUGUGCUUUGUUUGUUUGUUUGUUUUUAAGAUAUUAGCAAAAACACACGAAU